AUGCGCGAGUUCGAAUCUCGUCGGUGUCAAUAUUUUUUACUUGAAUUUUCUAUUCAAGAAAACUCUAAAUUUUUUUAUUUAAAGUAUACAAACCAUUGGAAGUACAUUUCUUCAUUAGCAAUAUCUGAUUGUAGUUUUACUUUCUUUGAUUACCACCCAGGUUCUGAUGAAGCAGUUGUUGAUUUAGUUCAUCCAUCUUUGCUUGUUGUUCAGCAUAAUGUAACUCCUAUAGUGAUGAAUGGAACACUAGAAGUUGCCAAGUUCUUCAAAAUCACGAAAUAUAUUUUUGAUAAUAGAUUCUGCUACGAUUCAAAAAGAUUCCAGUGGUUACCAACAUUGUUGACAAAAAACUCCUCAGGACAUUUUGAAUUUGAAUCUUAUAUCAAUAAUCUGCACCCAGUUAAGCAUAAUGACUUGUAUGAUUCAAUUGGUACGAUUUUUAACGCGGUUAUACCUGGAUUGAAUUACAUUUUGACAAGAUACGCGUCGAAGGAAUACGUACGAAUUCCUAUUCCACAUUUUGAAGGGAUUUAUACUGAAGAAUUUCAUCAACAACGUGAAGCAUUGAGCCUCGAAUUAGAACGUGAAGCUGAAGAAACAGGUGUUGAAUAUGAUUGGAAGAGAAUGGAAGAAUUUGAGAAAACUAGAGUUCAAUUUUUACGUGAAUUUAUUCCAGAAUGGGAAGGUGAUCCUGAAUUUGAUAAACAAAUUGAUCUUUCUACUUUUGAUAAUCUAAAGGUUAUCGUAAAGUUAGCUGACAUUGAAUUAACUCCAGAGCGUCCUGCAUAUCCUGGUGGGUCUUGGCAUAUUGAAGGAACUGAAAAUGAAGAUAUUGUUGCUACUGUUUUGUAUUAUUAUGAUAUUGAAAACAUUUCUGAUUCUAGACUUUCUUUUAGAACUUUGUUUAACGACCCUGUAUAUGAACAAUAUGACAAUAUUUACACUGAAGUUCUUUUUGGACUUCAUGAUAAUGAUCCUAUGGUUAAAUAUCUUGGAAAUAUUGAAGCUAAAGAAGCUAAAGAAGAUAUAGUUGUUAUUUUCCCAAACAUUUUGCAACACCAUGUCGAUCCAUUUGAGUUAACGGAUAAAACUAAACCUGGUCAUAGAAGGAUAUUGUGCUUUUUCAUAGUGAAUCCAUAUAAUGAUAGGGUCCUUACAACUAAACAAGUCCCACCACAAAAUAAAGAAUGGUGGGAUGACACUAGUUUGGAUUAUUUAUUUCCAAAUAAUUUGAAAGAAAAAAUUUUAGACUUGAAGAAUGGGGAAACAUGGCCAAUGAAUUUUGCUCAAGCUGAAGAUGUUAGAAAAGUUUUGAUGAAAGAAAGAUCAAUGUAUGAAAUGCCUGAGGAUGAUGUUGGUAUCACUUUUUCGAUAUGUGAGCACUAG
Messenger RNA from Candida tropicalis MYA-3404, 1386 nucleotides. RefSeq lists its product as uncharacterized. The transcript has a single exon. NCBI's taxonomy places the organism in Eukaryota, Fungi, Ascomycota, Pichiomycetes, Serinales, Debaryomycetaceae. The record is from RefSeq and is a predicted model, not a curated record. The coding region runs from base 1 to 1386 and encodes 461 amino acids.